UCUUUCCUUCUACUGGUAACAACUAUAUGCAUAUAUUUGUCUAUUAAAGAGUUGAGGGAUAAUAUGCGCUUAAAAAUCUUCAUUUGGUAUUUGACAUCGUUAGUUGUAGGACACACGUCUAUGAUGACCUAUGUCAAUAUUAUUUGGAGUUCUUAUGAAAAAAUCCAAAUUCUGUCAUACAUACUUGUAUUUUCCUGCUCUUACUUUCUCAUGGUGACUUUUCUUUCGAUGAGUGUAAUUUUCUUUGAGCUAUGGCUAACAUUCCGGGAAUUUAAACCAGCAAAGUCUCUGCGAUGUGAAAAGAGGCGUUAUAUAAUCUAUGCCAUUUAUGUUUGGAGUACACCAAUACCGUUUUAUAUUCUGUAUAUUUUUACACAGAGUAAAUUUUGCUCACUUGGUCCGGUGGUGAUAAUUCUUUUCUUUAGUUGUUUCACCUUUGUAAAUCUGGCGUAUAAAAUAUGUAAAACUCGACAGAAUGUGGCCAAAGCAAGAAUGGAUCAAAAUCUGACCAAAGAAACAGCUACAAUAAUUUUGAGCAUAUUCUUCAUGAUGGGUUUACCAAGGCUAUUAUUUUUUGCUCUGGUCUUUAUAAAAAAUAUGAAAUAUUACAUAUUACUCAAAUACAUUUGUAUUUCGGUAGAAGCGCCGAUAAUUUUCAAGUUAUUUGUUUUGAAGCGGAACGUGUGGCUUAUGGUGAAAAACAGAUUUUUCCAUAAGUUCUAUAAGACUUGUUCCACAACUGAGGACACCUCUGUUCCCUAAGGAGAAGUGAACAAAGUUUUCAUGCAGUGAAGGCAAAAAUGUAUUUUUUCAUAUUAUACAAUUAAUAGGUUGUUAAAACUUAAGCAUAAGCCAAUAGCCAAAGAUAUUUCACUGAAACUAAAUAAGAUAAGAUUUUAGCUUCAACACUCACAAGGUUUAAGUUUUCGAAAGUGUAGUGAGAUCCACAUUCCAACAUACAUCGAUGAAUGGUGCAAUAUGCAUAUUUCGUAAUACUGUUUUACCUACGCCCAAAAUAAAUCGCAAUCUUUAAAGCCAAUAUAAA
Messenger RNA from Stomoxys calcitrans (stable fly), 1045 nucleotides. RefSeq lists its product as uncharacterized. The record is from RefSeq and is a predicted model, not a curated record. NCBI's taxonomy places the organism in Eukaryota, Metazoa, Arthropoda, Insecta, Diptera, Muscidae. The transcript has 5 exons. Bases 64 to 762 code for a protein of 232 amino acids.